ACCCUACGAUGUCGUUGCUAUAUUUUUUUGAGACUACCCUCGAAUACCAUGGAGUGACCUCCAAGGAACUCUACAAACUGUGGUUAAAGCAUGCCGGCCCUGCCUUCAAAUUACACGAACAAGGAUUGAUGAAAUAUGCCUUCAAGGUAAGUGUCAAAUGCUUCAGUGAGAGAUCUCACUGUCACAGUAGCCUUCCACUGUUAACCCUAACUCGCCUUAAAAGAUAAAUAUCGUGCCCUGCAGUUGUCUUGUUUGUACAAAGCGUAUUAUUAUUUUUUUGUGCUGAUGACCAGAGCAACACAGCUGUAUCUAGAAUUAAGUCAUGGAUCAGCGCAGACAAUGUACUUUCUAAAUGGUUGACAAGGCCGAAAGCCCUUUUAAAAACCAUGCGUGCAAAUAUUCUAAACUCGCGACGGAUAUAAUUCGGUUGUGCGUUUUAAAUAUUUAUAUUUUUUGAGUGGUCUGGUGAUAACUCAAAAUAUGCGUAUUUAUUUCCCAGUGAAAAUGGGGAAAAAAGUAAAAUUAGUAUCUAAUAUGGUUUUCGAUCUGUUAGAUCAGUAAAUUUAUCUAUUCUGAUGACUUAUAAUUUCUACCGUGUGGUUUGUGUAUUUUUAACUGCUUAUGAUCAAGGUCGCUAUAAAAAAAUUUUCUAAAUUCUUCGUCUCUGACAAAGCCCAUUAUAUUAAUGAAAUGAUAUUGAUAAGUAAAUUGGAUGACUAAAAGAAGGUUUUCAGAAACUUUUCGAAAUUGUGACCUUCUAUUCUGAUCAAUAAUCCAUGACUGAUAAACCCGUUCAUCCGAGAUCCAGGACUUUACUGACGUUAAUGGAAAUAUUUGAAAAUGGAAGAUUUGGGUCUCUUAAAAUUAAAGAGAUCGGAUCUUUGGGUAAACCAACACAAUUAAGACUAAAUCUGACUACCAUAAUUUUAUGAUUAACGAGUCUUUAGACAAGAGUGUCUGUUGGAUAGUUAUUUAAAAUAAUGCCAGCUGUCCUUCAUUGUCUGUUACUUUUACUAAUAGCUGUCAUACACCUGGCCGAAUCAUCGAAAAGUCCGGCAAAAAUGCAUUUUAAUUUAUGUCUGAAUUUAAUCGGGUAUGCUUUUCGUUCAAAUGAAAGAUCUGAUUCUUUCAUAUGGUGUUAUUACAAGCAGCUAACUUUUGAAUCUUCAGACAAAAUCCUAUAAUCAGUACGAUGUCAAAGGCCAUUCAAAUAAAAUUUUACAGGAUAUAAUAUAAUGGAAGUUUCAUAAAAGUAUUGUUGGCUAGUGCGAUUGUGAGGGAUUUAUUCAGGUUCUUUUGUGUGCAGUGUAGUGUCAGUGAUGGGCAAUAUUGUCGGAAGUGGCUAAAUGUGCUUAAACGUUAAACGCUUUACAAAGAGUUACCGAAAUAGAUAUUUGUUUCCUGCUAUAAUUACGCUUUAUAAUUGCUCUAAGCCUAAGUGAAGAAUGAUUGAAAAUAUGAACUGCAAAAUUAAUCUGUUAGAGAUCGUCUGUUGCAUACAAACUGUUUGAUACUGAACUGACUUAGUACUUCAAGGUGUGAACCUGAUUCUGAAACGACACAAUUUGAAAAAUAAAAAAACUGACCUUUACGACGCAGUCGUUUUCUAUUUUAUGUGCAUCUAGCAUCAUCUAUACCAAGCCCCGUGCAAACGGACGUUACAUUGUCAGUUAGAUGUUACAUGUUGCGUCCGUUUACGCACACCCUGUUGCAUUUUCUUGGGUGUUGCUGGGAGUUGUUACAUCUGUUUGGACACCACUGCCAACGCGGCAGCAACACCAUCAGACUGACUGUUUUUCGCGCUUAACUAGAAUUAUAAGAGGGCCUUGAAGGGAUGGAGGCGUCAUGUUUUAGCUUUUUAAUGUGCCCAACUUAAUUUCUCUCAGUAUCGCUUAACAAUUAUUGAAAGAAGAAAAAUUAAUUUGAUAUAUCGAUUGGAGCCUUUAACGACCCCUCCAAAGGUUGAGAAAAAGGCUGAAAUAGGCUCCAUCGCAAACAAACAAGACAAGGAAAGCCUUUUAACAAGCUAAAGCAAAAUUGACAUCAGCUUUCCACGCAGACGUGAUCUUUGGGGUUCGUCACGCAUUUCUACCCCACUAAUGUCUGCUAAAUUGAGCGAAAAAGAAAAAGUGGACCAAUCACAGCAGGGAAGUGCACUUUAAACCUUGAUAAAUUCCUUGCUUGACUUAGCUCCAGAAAAGAUCAGAAAGGUCUCAUGAAAGGUGAAGACCUUACAGUUUUAGAACAAACUACUCAGUUAACGAACCCCUAACAACGUCUGCGUGGCAGGCUAAAUUGACACUCUCUACAUGACAAAUUGUGGCUAGAAAAAAAAUUUUAUUUACUUAUUUAUUUUUACUACUAACUGUGACCAGGUUCCAUUUUUACGCCAAGUUAAUGAACGUUUUUAAUCAGUUCAGUUAAAUUCUAAACAGUCCGUACAAGGGCGUUGUCUCGCAUUAUCAGAAACAGUAAUCUUUUUCGUUUUAUUCAAGUAUUUCCUUGAAAUUUUAAUUGAAUCAUUCGUGAAAGAUUAGAGGCGCUUGCUAUUAAAUUUAAGAAACCAGGAUCCUAAAGAAACCUAAGACAAAUACGGUACCCGAGUGUGGGAGUGACGCAUUUAAUAAUUUUAUUUUCCUUACUGUUGUUUAACUUUUUUUUUUUAGGUUGCUGGAGAGAGAACUGUCAUAGGAGGUUAGGAGAUGCGGACUAUGUUUAAAAGACGAAUCAAAUUAUGAAACUUUUACACAACUUCAUCAGUGGUUGGAUAAUUUUAUUAGAACAUAUCAAUAACGGUCUGGUAAAAUAAUGCCCAAAAGGAGAUGCAGCAAAAACUGAUGAUAUUUUCAGUGAUAAAUUGACAUUUAAACUGCAAAGGACCGCAAACGAAUAUGCUAUAAAACGUAGGAUCUAUAGAAGACCUGGCCAGCAAAAAAUACAUUGAGUGAAUGCGGGACACUGAAUGGAAACAAGACAGAAUUAUAGGAUACGGAGGGAGUCUUUGGGCGUUGGCCGAGAUAUGUGAAUUUCACUGAGGUUGUAAUUAAACGAAGUGUGAUUCCUGGACUUCCGCACCCUUCAAUUGAUUGUCUCAAAGCAAAUAAUGCGGAAUAUUGUAAUAGUGACACACCAAGAGAACAAUUUCAAACUUUAAUUGGUCCAAAAGUAACUUUGGUGAAAUUCAUAUGUCCCAAGAGUUCAGGCUGACUAGGCGUUUCCCCCUCUGUUGUAUGAUUCUCUCCGAUAGAAACCAUUAGUUCCAAAUACAGAAGCUGAAUGCUUUCAAAGGCCUAGGGUGAGAUACACCUUCUCCCGGCUCCCGUUAAAUAAGCCAUGAUUUCGGACCCCCAAUCACAGCGGGAAUAAACCCUUCUACGGUUUUUUUUUUUUUUUUUUUUUCAUCUUUUGACUGGAAACUUGAGUGAGCGAAAAUCUGUCAACACGACGUGAAAGAAGUGAACGCUUUAAAAUCAGUAACGUUGCUAAGUUUGAAAGUGAUUUGUUGAAAACUAAGGAAGAAAUAGUCUAGCCUGCAUGGCAGGCGCCGGUAAUUAUCUUAUUACAGGCCGUGCAACGAGAUUUCUUUCUUCCCCCUAGAUUAGCAUAGUCUCAUAGUCCCGCACGGGUGUAAAGGUGAAGCCUCAGACCAGCCUAUGAUUCCAACAAUAACCGCCGGAUAAGCGACGAUCAAAUAACUUUGUCUAUUUCCUUGCCAGUAAUGAAUUCGAGCUCGCGCCCGUUUUUAUCUUAACAGUGAUGUCGGUGGAGUCCCCUGGAGUACUGGACACGUGCUUUGCUGAAUUGCCUUUACACCAGACCCUUGGAGAUCAGAUCCAUACACGGUUCACUCCCCUGAGACAGUAUGAAGGAUUCGCCUCUGAUGUCAGCGAGAGGGCUGGUGGCAAUUCAAAGUACGAGGAAGGGAAAGGGGCGUCGAAGCAAGGUCUCUUCUAUCUUUUCACCUUUACAGUAGAGUAUGAUUCAGGUAUGAUUUGAAUUAAUCCUAGGGGGAUUGCAUUAGGGACCAGGCCCACCGGGGUUGGAAGGAAAAGGGGUGUUGAAGCAAGGUCUUUUCUAUCUUUUCACCUGUACAGUAGAGUAUGAUUCAGGUAUGAUUUGAAUUAAUCCUAGGGGGGUUGUAUUAGGGACCCGGCCCACCGGGUCGGAAGGAAAAGGGGUGUUGAAGCAAGGUCUUUUCUAUCUUUUCACCUGUACAGUAGAGUAUGAUUCAGGUAUGAUUUGAAUUAAUCCUAGGGGGGUUGCAUUAGGGACCCGGCCCACCGGGGUUGGAAGGAAAAGGGGUGUUGAAGCAAGGUCUCUUUCUAUCUUUUCACCUGUACAGUAGAGUAUGAUUCAGGUAUGAGGGAUUAGGCCCCCGGGGUUGGAAGGAAAAGGGGGGUGUUGAAGCAAGGUCUUUUCUAUCUUUUCACCUGUACAGUAGAGUAUGAUUCAGGUAUGAUUUGAAUUAAUCCUAGGGGGUUGCAUUAGGGACCCGGCCCAUUUCAUGAUCUUUUCACCUGUACAGUAGAGUAUGAUUCAGGUAUGAUUUAAAUCAAUCCUAGGCGGAUUGCAUUAGGGACAGGGCCCACCGGGGUUGGAAGGAAAAGGGGUGUUGAAGCAAGGUCUCUUCUAUCUUUUCACCUGUACAGUAGACUAUGAUUCAGGUAUGAUUUGAAUUAAUCCUAGGGGGAUUGCAUUAGGGACCGGGCCCACCGGGGUUGGAAGGAAAAGAGUAUGGGUGAUUUGAAUUAAAGCAAGGUCUUUUCUUUUCUAUCUUUUCACCUGUACAGUAGAGUAUGAUUCAGGUAUGAUUUGAAUUAAUCCUAGGGGGGUUGUAUUAGGGACCCGGCCCACCGGGUCGGAAGGAAAAGGGGUGUUGAAGCAAGGUCUUUUCUAUCUUUUCACCUGUACAGUAGAGUAUGAUUCAGGUAUGAUUUGAAUUAAUCCUAGGGGGGUUGCAUUAGGGACCCGGCCCACCGGGGUUGGAAGGAAAAGGGGUGUUGAAGCAAGGUCUUUUCAUGAUCUUUUCACCUGUACAGUAGAGUAUGAUUCAGGUAUGAUUUAAAUCAAUCCUAGGCGGAUUGCAUUAGGGACAGGGCCCACCGGGGUUGGAAGGAAAAGGGGUGUUGAAGCAAGGUCUCUUCUAUCUUUUCACCUGUACAGUAGAGUAUGAUUCAGGUAUGAUUUGAAUUAAUCCUAGGGGGGUUGCAUUAGGGACCGGGUCCACCGGGGUCGCAAGGAAAAGGGGUGUUGAAGCAAGGUCUCUUCAUGAUCUUUUCACCUUUACAGUAGAGUAUGAUUCAGGUAUGAUUUGAAUUAAUCCUAGGGGGAUUGCAUUAGGGACAGGGCCCACCGUGGUAGGAAGGAAAAGGGGUGUUGAAGCAAGGUCUCUUCUAUCUUUUCACCUGUACAGUAGACUAUGAUUCAGGUAUGAUUUGAAUUAAUUCUAGGGGCCUGGACCGGGCCCACCGGUAGUUUCCAGCGCAACACCACAGUGGACGAUCGGCUAUAAUAUUAUGAUUUUUCCGCUUGAGCGAUGUGUUUCCCAGCUUUCCGCUAUUUCUUAAAACGAAAGCUUAUUAAAGUCAGUUCGAGGUAAACUAAUUUCAGUGUUUUUCUAACGUUCAUCGGCAGCCAUGACGCAACACGAUUUUCUCCAAAUCUGGGCCGAAGAGGGCAAAGCAGCCUUGGACGCGAAAAAAACAGGCACCAUUCUGGACUUAUGGAAAGUGGUGGCGCAAAGAAAGGUAACAUCUGUUAGUCAGUAACUGCUAAGGCCAGCAACAGAUGUCCUUUCUAUCUUAGACGGUUGUUGGUAGCAAGUGUGGUGCAGUGGUGAAAGCACUCGCCUCCCACCAAUGUGGCCCGGGUUCAAAUCCCGGCGUCGACACCAUAUGUGGGUUGAGUUUGUUGUUGGUUCCCUCCCUUGCUCCGAGAGGUUUUUCUCCGGGUACUCCGGUUUUCCCCUCUCCUCAAAAACCAGCAUUUCCAAAUUCCAAUUCGACCAGGAAUCAGGUAGACGAAGAACCACUAUAUGGAUAUGCUACCUGCAAAUCGUUAUUUAUUAAUUUAUUUGUGCAUGUCUGCCUUGGCACACCUGUGAGACUCCAUCGUUCAUUCCGGGGGGGGAGGGUUUAGUGACAAUCUGGGUGGUCUCCCACGAGAGUCUCGACUUCACUUACGGACAGCAGUAAGCAACCUGUUAAUAACGCUCUCUACGUCGGCCGACUGAAGAACGCAUACCUGGUGCAUCAGGGCCCCUAGGAAUUCUAAAUAGUUGAGAUUAGUAGCAUUUCUGAAACUGUUAUUGCAGUUUGAAACACAGCAAUUGCAAGUCAUUGCAGAGCGCCAUGUUUGUUGACCUUCAAGUUUUCCCUUCAGUCAUAAAUGAUCCCAUGCCAGAUCUUUGCCGUCACAAAUAACCGUACCAAAUUUUUAACUCGUUUAGAAUAUGGCAAGUUCUGUUCUUUUCCAGGCUUAAUUGUUGUUAUUCCUUUUCAAUUUUCAGAACAAUUUUUUUUUGUAUUGUGCCAACAGGUUAUCGCAGUUGUUUGUGUGGAGAAUCCAGCAGAGGCCGAUAGAAUGUCUCUUGACCUGCCAAUCAUGAAAAAGAUGGGAAACAGAGUUCAUAUUGAAUGCAAAUCAAUAAGGCCGAUAGGGGAAUGGGUCGAAGACCUGAAAAAGCUCGCGGAGUAAUGAAUACUUGAAAUACUCUGUAUUCAAUUCGUGAUAAAUUAACUUCUGAUUUAAAUUAAAAGAAUGACUUCAUCGACUGUGACGAGAUCUGGUCAGUAUUCUUCAAUGAGUUUGAUGGAUAAUGCGAAGAUUCAGUGUCCACUGAAAACACGAAAAGAAUUCACUGGACGUCCUUAUUUCCGUCUAUUCGUGGAAUAGGACAUGGGUAUAUUACACGUGUAGGGUGCAUUUUUCGCGUCAUGGCUUAUUUCACGACUUGAUUUCCGCUAACUGAAUGAAUGAAUGAAUGAAUGAAUGAAUGAAUGAAUGAAUGAAUGAAUGAAUGAAUGAAUGAAUGAAUGAAUGAAUGAAUGAAUGAAUGAAUGACUGUAUGAAUGAAUGAAUGACUGACUGACUGACUGACUGACUGACUGAAUGACUGACUGACUGACUGAAUGAAUGACUGACUGACUGACUGACUGACUGACUGACUGACUGAAUGAAUGAAUGAAUGAAUGAAUGAAUGAAACAUUAUUAACGUGUCUUUAAGAAACUAGCCAUGGUUCUUGGGAUGAGAUGACGUCACUCGUAACUUGUCUUCUUUGUUUUGUCGCGCCACGGUCAAAAAGUGUGAAAGUGUGUGUUGGUGAUAAUUUUGGAUUAAGCAAGUGAAGGCCUCGAUAAAACAUAAGCACGCGUUGUUUAGACUGUUUAAAAGAAAGAAAAACGGAAAACCGAGACGAAAAGUGUUCUUUGCGACUUGAAAAUGCCUAGCCUGAAAAAAUCUUCAAAACAGUCGUCAUCGGGUGUCAUCGCUACGACAGACACUUGGUUUUGAAAAUGUUUGUGUUUUAAAGCUUUGAGUGCCAAGUGAUCGGCCUUAGAAGGCGUUUGGGAGAAACUGCUGAGAAGUAGGGUAAACUGAUACAGAAGAAGAAGGUGAAACAAACUUUAGCGCUGGUGACUUGGAAAAUGCCCAAAGUAGAACAAAUCCCUUAAUAGUCAAGCAGUACGACGCAAUUUUUUUUUCUUUUCUGUUCAUUGUAUAAAAUGAUAUAUUUUAUGUUGUCGUGCGUCUGUUCAGUAAUCAAAGAUCCGAAGACGUCAAUAUCGUGUGGUAAAACAUCAGUGCCCAAUUGCCUGCGGCACGUGUACCACUUUUUUACCACAUUUUGACGUCAUCUGUGAUUUAUUGCACGUGAACAAACGCAUGGCAACAUGGAGUCUAAUUCAUGAUAAUUUUUUAUUGGUGCCACAUUUAACUCAGUACACGCGAUCUAUAAAGUCGAGCGAAAAAAUAAUACAUGCGGGGUUAGCUAUAGGUCGGCUAAAGAAAAAACCUGAAAAAACACUGGCUUUGCACGUAAAAUCUUAACAUGAGUGAGAAUUAAGUACUCACGGUCAAGAAAAGUCGAGACUGGGUCCAUCAGAACUAGAGUUCAUUAAUUUUUUUUACUUUCUGUGAAUACUAUUGGGUGAGAAACUACAGACCAAUAUCAAUAAGCGAUUAAGACACCUUCAUAAAAGCUUUCAUAGGUGCGGUAUUAUUAAAGAACGAAGCCGAAAAUAAAACUAAUGCGGUAGAGUGGAUCGGAACCCGCUUAACUUGUCUACGAAUCUUACAUUGAAGACGAGAAACACUAUUUACUUACUUGAGUAAAGUCGCAAUUCUCAGCAAAAGAGGUUUUCGGACUUGCCUUAGUAUUUUACAAACACGAGACUUCACAAUGCCGUUGCUAUAUUUUUUUGAAACAAGCGUAGAGCACGGUGGAAUGCCACACAAGGAUCUUUACAAACUGUGGGCAGAGCACGCGAAAUCUUCUUGUAAAUGGAAUGAUGAACAAUUUAUGAAAUACUCCUUCAAGGUGAGUACAAAAAAUUUUUGUGUGAAAUCUCUGUUAGAAUGUACAGUUUAUUUGUCGGAUGAGACGUGCAAAUUAAAAGCACUCUCUCAUGGCGAUGAUGACUGUUCAGCUCUAACACUGAAGAAUAACCCUGGCCCUGUUAAGGCGUUCACCGACCCACACUAUCCGAAAACCUUCUUAGAACCUUGAAAUCAUGACUUGAAACACUCGACGAGAUUACAUAAGCGGAAAAAAUUUAAUGCAAAUUGGAUCGACUACCAUCAGUUCCCGUCUUUUUUUUGAAUUGCUUAUAUAGUCCGCGGUCAAGCGAAACGUUAUAAUCUGAGACACGGGAUAGAAAGAUACUUCAGUCUCGUUCCCAAGGGACUUUCCUACCCUUACGCCUUUAAUACGGCUUUAAACAGGCUAUGAAGAAGUUGAAGAGAAGAGGAACGUGUCGAGGUAGCCUGUGUACAGACAUCCCCCCCUCCCUCAGAGGGAGGGGGACGUCUGUACACAGGCUAGUGUCGAGGAGAAUGAAUGAAUGAGAAUGAAUGCCGCAGCUGUUCACGGUCUAUAAUAAUUCAAAUUGAAUAGAGUAACUUAGGCCAAGGUGCCUCGUGAUAUACCAACUGAAAACCCACGAUUAUUCUGUAAAAGCAUAUUCACCAUUUUUCGUCUGUAAAUUCUCUUUCAGGUGGCAGGAGAGAGAACAGUCGUGGGAGGUAUGGAGAUAUAAACUGAUUGACGUUAUAGUAAGACACAAAUCAAAUUGAGGAAUACUUUUACUUUUCAGAGCUUAUUGUAAAAUUUCUUUGAAGAAAGUGGAAGUUGCAAGGGGUAAAGAAACUUAUUAUUUCAAAAACAAAAAUGUAAAAAGUAAAUUGACUAGGGCUAGAAAGCACACGAAUGUCAACGCGUAAGGGCCAUGAUUCAAAACCUUAAAAGUAUGCAGUUAUCAGAUAUACACCUUAUUAAACUAACACUGUCAUGUAUAGAGAUAUUGGUGUCCCGAAACAAUGAAACGACGGCCAUGUUGGUGUCACAAACCAGUCCUGUGGGAGUUGAACUCCUUUCUUAUGCAAACGCUUUCUUUUGUUCCAAUAAAUUUGCAUAGAUGCUGGCCCAUUGAGUGAAAACACUCUAUACAAAAAAAGCAAAAAAAAAAAAACAACAACAAAAAACCAAAUAGAAAUUAUUAAGCCAUGCAAAUCAAGUUUUGAUAGUUUGAAAAUCCUGAAAACCAUGUUAUCAAUAAAGUACAAUAUUUUGAUCAAACAUCAAUUAAGUUGAGGAAGGUGAAUUAUCACCUAAAAAUGUUUUCUGCUUCAUUUUUACGUAAGACAGAUCUCCAAAGGUAGUGAGCUUACACACGGUCAAUUUAUUCAACCCUAUUUACAUAGCUUCAAUUUUCUCAAUUUUAACAUUUUCCUUGUAAUAGGCCUUUCCACUGUUCUUUUUUUUUUCUUCAACUUUUGACAUGGACAAGUGAGGGAAAAUCCGUCGACUCCGCGAGAGUGAUUUGUUGCAACCUAAGGAAGAUAUGAUAUACCUCCCUGAGAAAGUCGUUUGAAUGGUGGGGGCAAAAACUUGAACCCCCUGCCUGACCAUACAAACCUCUAUUUGAUGGGCUCCUGCCUCUGUAAAUUUUCGCAACUUUAAUUGCCGAGCUAUAUCUUUGCUCAUUAAAGGCAUGUCACUUUAUAAGGCGCUCUUUCUAUAGUUGUGUAGACGCCGAAUUUUCCCUAACUGGUUGGUUCAUGUCGUGAGUCAGAUGAGCUAAAAAAAACCGUACCGUAGAAAGGUCCGUUAGGACUGUGUAUUUCAAUAGUGUUGCUAAUUUCUUUGUAAGAUAAACUUGCACCCGUUUUUUCUCUUUACUUUACAGUGAUAUCAGUGGAGUCUCCCGGGGUACUAGACACAUGCUUUGAUGACUUUCCUCUGCCUCAGGCCCUUGGAGAUCAGAUCCAUACACGGUUUACUCCCCUGAGGCAGUAUGAAGGAUUCGCCUCUGACGUCAGCGAGAGGGCUGGAAUUGAUGCAAAAUACGAGGAGGAAAAAGCGGUCUCGAAAGAAGGCCUCUUAUACCUUCUGACGUUUACCGUGGAGUAUGAUCCAGGUACUGACUAGAGACGAAAAAUUCUGAAGGGGUGUGUAUAGUCGCGGUGCGGUGCUAUAAACAUUUGAACCGUUUCUUUGUCAUCAAGUAAUUCUGAAAGAAGAAAUUCAAAUCCAGAAACAAAAGCGUUUAUCUGUCUGUUUCUGUUUUUUACAGCGAUGACGCAAAACGAUCUUCUCCAAGUCUGGGCCGAAGAGGGCAAGGCAGCCUUGGAGGCGAAAAAAUCGGGAAUGGUACUGGAUUUAUGGAAAGUGGUAGCGGAACGAAAGGUAGCAACGUUUAGUCAUAGUCAUAUUGUAAGCAACACGUUAAAUGGUAGCAGAUGGACUCUAGAAAACCGUCAUGUUCAUUUUUCUGUGCCCUAAUCCCCUAAAGCUCACUGAACUGCCAUAUCACAAUGAAAUACUUUGGAGUUAUCAUAGAACCCCCCUUUUUUAACCUUGAGUCCUUUCCUUCCACGACAUCUUCGUGUCGGGAGCUAGGCUCUGCUAGCACAAUCCACUCUUAAGGUUCAUCUUCUUGAUAAAUCUUGCAUGUGAAUAUAAUAUUUAAAAAUCAGGUCACACGCAUUUACCAUUUUCAUAAUACCUCUCCAAUUGAUCCUUUACACAUCAAAUAAUUACAAAGGAUAGGCACAGAUCUGCUAUACUAUCAUUAUUAUCAUCAUCAUUAUCCAUGCAUUUGCAUACGAGUGAUUGUCACGUGACCACAGUCCCCCUCAACGUGCGGUCCCGCAUGUCAGAUAUCAGCUCUGCCACUCCAAUUCCUACAUCCUGAGCGACACAAAUUUUGCAUACCUUUCGCAUACCCUCGGAUGAAUGAUUGGGCUAUUAAUUACUUCUUGGAAAGUUAUAUUGCCAACGGCUUUAACUUCUGUUACUGCUGUUCGUUUGUUUUUAAUCUAAUUGUUCUUUGGGCCCACAGGUUAUUGCAGUUGUUUGUGUUGAGGAUCCAGCAGGGGCCGAUAGAAUGUCUUUAGACCUACCAAUCAUGAAAAAGAUGGGAGACAGGGUCCAUGUGGAAUGCAAAUCAAUAAGACCUAUAGAGAAAUGGUUCGAAGACCUUAAAAGCUUGCAGAAUGGGUAA
This is a messenger RNA of Porites lobata, 11724 nucleotides long. Lineage: Eukaryota; Metazoa; Cnidaria; Anthozoa; Scleractinia; Poritidae. The record is from the annotation of a GenBank genome assembly.